This is a messenger RNA of Cornus florida, 1795 nucleotides long. Its product is annotated as probable protein phosphatase 2C 34. Gene Ontology annotation, molecular function: protein serine/threonine phosphatase activity. Bases 284 to 1420 code for a protein of 378 amino acids. Gene Ontology annotation, biological process: protein dephosphorylation. The transcript has 7 exons. The record is from RefSeq and is a predicted model, not a curated record. Lineage: Eukaryota; Viridiplantae; Streptophyta; Magnoliopsida; Cornales; Cornaceae.
AAUACACACACAGUGUAUGUGUAUUGUACUACAUGUCUUUGUGUACAAAAAAAAACACACCGUCCAAGUUUCUUCUCCUUGGAUGAAAAAAAUCCACAAUAUAACCAAACAAUGGAUUGUGAUACAUCUCUAAAUAAAAAAUCUCCAAACCUCAGCUUCACCCGUCAAAAUUUACUCAGAUUCCGGCAAAGAGCAGCAAACUUCCAGCGAGUUUGUCACUUUCCGGCCUAGUAGUUUCAUCACUUUCCGACCAAAUUUGCCUGAGAAACAAGAGGGUGUGAAAAUGGGGCAGUUUUCGUCCAUGUUCGGUGAACUGAGAAGGGCAUUUUGCAUCGAGCAAGGGCACAACGAUUCUGGGAAUUGUGGUGGAAAAGAGGCUGCAGAGGCUAUGGUUAAGGAAGCGAAGAAGAACAACUUGAUAUUGCGGUCUUCGGGAACUGUCAGUGUUGAUGGAUCGAACAAUUUUGCAUCGGUUUUCUCCAAAAGAGGCCAGAAAGGAGUGAACCAAGAUUGCUUCGUUGUGUGGGAGGAAUUUGGAUGCCAAGAAGACAUGAUGUUCUGUGGGAUGUUUGAUGGGCACGGACAAUGGGGACAUUAUGUGUCGAAGACGGUUAGGGAAUCACUGCCAUUGUCUUUGUUGUGCACUUGGCAGGAGACUCUAGCUGAAACUUCACUCGACUCCGGUUUUGACAUGGAUUCCGAUAAAAAGCUUCACAGGUUUAAUAUAUGGAAGCAAUCCUACUUGAAGACUUGUGCUGCCGUUGAUCAGGAGCUAGAGAGCCAUGGUCAAAUUGAUUCAUUCUACAGUGGAACCACCGCGUUGACAAUUGUCAGACAGGGUGAACAUAUAUUCAUAGCAAAUGUGGGUGAUUCUCGUGCUGUAUUGGCUACCACUUCAGAUGAUGGCAGCUUGGUUCCAGUUCAGCUUACUGUUGAUUUCAAGCCCAAUCUACCCCAGGAGGCUGAACGGAUAAAUCAGUGCAAAGGGAGAGUGUUCAGUUUAAAUGACGAGCCUGGGGUGCACAGAAUCUGGCUACCGGAUGAGGAAUGGCCCGGACUGGCGAUGUCUAGAGCCUUUGGGGACUACUGCAUAAAGGAUUUUGGACUUAUUUCGGUCCCUGAAGUGAGUCAAAGACAUAUAACCAGCAGAGACCAGUUUGUUGUGUUGGCAACAGAUGGGGUAUGGGAUGUUAUCUCCAAUCAAGAAGCAGUGCAAAUUGUAUCUUCCGCACCAGAAAAAGCAAAGUCAGCUAAAUGUUUGGUUGAAUGCGCUGUCCAAGCAUGGAAACGCAAGAGGCAUGGUAUUGCAACAGACGAUGUUUCUGCCAUUUGUCUUUUCUUUCACAAUUCUCCUUCAUCUCAGCAAAUUCAUCCUAUUACUAGUCAAAAUAGUUGUGACAAAAAAGAGCAAGGGUUCUAGGUGGGAUGGGGAGUCUUCGGUUGCUUUCACAGAGGAUCAAACCGAGGGGUGUAGCUGCAAUUCGGCUCUUCCUGCUUUGAGCAUCCGAGUGGAAGCUAUGGCCGUGCAGAAGAACUCGAAACGUGCUCAUGCCUACGAAGACUGCAUGGAGCUUUAUAAGGGGCUUAGGGAUCUCAAUGAGGCUGAUAAGGAUACUGAAGCUUUUUACUCUGAUAUAUUAAUUAGAUUCUCUUCUUUUCUUGUUGCUGCUUUUGCAAAGCUUCACAACAUUGAGUCAUUGUGGUAACAUGAAGCAGCUGUGAUGAGUAUGAAUAGAGAGGCCAUUAAUCUUUUGUGAUCCAACAUUCAUUAACAUAUUCUGAUGUCUUUUUCAAA